Messenger RNA from Haplochromis burtoni (Burton's mouthbrooder), 1113 nucleotides. RefSeq names its product translocase of outer mitochondrial membrane 20b (gene tomm20b). The transcript has 5 exons. Gene Ontology annotation, cellular component: mitochondrial outer membrane; mitochondrial outer membrane translocase complex. Gene Ontology annotation, biological process: protein import into mitochondrial matrix; tRNA import into mitochondrion; protein targeting. The coding region runs from base 125 to 565 and encodes 146 amino acids. The record is from RefSeq and is a predicted model, not a curated record. Gene Ontology annotation, molecular function: transmembrane protein transporter activity. Lineage: Eukaryota; Metazoa; Chordata; Actinopteri; Cichliformes; Cichlidae.
GGGGUCCUUACGGUCCUUCCUUCCUUGAGCCGCUCCAUCAGCCGCCUGACAGAAAACGACAACCGGAGGUAAAAAAUCCAGAUUAGCCCGAAAUCCUCCAAAAACCGAGCGGGUCUUUCGAGUUAUGAUGGGCGGAAGGACGAGUGCCAUAGCGGCGGGUGUAUGCGGGGCUCUCUUUGUCGGUUACUGUAUUUAUUUCGACAGGAAACGACGGAAUGACCCGAACUUCAAGAACAGGCUACGAGAACGGAGAAGAAAGCAGAAGGCUGCCAAAGAGAGGGCAGGCCUGGCAAAGCUUCCAGAUCUGAAGGAUGCUGAAGCUGUGCAGAAGUUCUUCCUGGAGGAAAUCCAGUUGGGAGAGGAGCUGCUGGCUCAGGGAGACUACGAGAAAGGUGUGGAUCACCUGACCAACGCCAUCGCUGUGUGUGGUCAGCCUCAGCAGCUACUACAGGUGCUGCAGCAGACUCUGCCUCCACCAGUCUUCCAGAUGCUGCUCACCAAGCUGCCCAGUAUCAGCCAGCGUAUCGUGAGCGCACAGAGUCUGAGUGAGGAUGAUAUAGAAUGAGAGAGCCCAGAAGAAGCCACCCCUGCUCCCCGUUUGUUCAUCACGACCUGCCCACACCUCGGCCUCCUGUCACUUUCACCCCAUCCAGCCUCCCUAAAGGGGUUCAGUUUCUCUUCCUUUGUCCAUUGAAAGGUUUUCUUUUUGAACUUGUAUUACCCGUUUUGGGGUAUUAGGAUAUCUAAAUCAUGAGGCCACAAAUAAAUGUAGAGAAAUGCAAUCCGGCCUGUCCCCGCUCCCAAAUCCUCAUGUAUGUAAUAACCAACUGGGCUGGAUUCAAAGAUGAAUCCGCUCCUUCCUCCAAGGUGGUGCAACACACAUCUGACAGGAUUAUGUACAAGGUUUACGCUGCCUGAUGUGGUUGUACCCGCCGUCUCCAUGACAACGUCAGUAGUAUAAACCAGAAUGUGCUCGGAUGAGUAUUUAUUGUUUUGUUACGUCUCGUCUGUCUUUCCAUUCUAGACUUGGAAACGCUUUUUAGAGUGACGAUAUGUUUUGUUCUGUUUGAAGAGGAUGGCCCUCUUUAGCAAGAAUAAACCAUCUGAACAAAC